Molecule: messenger RNA, 3226 nt
Organism: Panthera uncia (snow leopard)
Lineage: Eukaryota; Metazoa; Chordata; Mammalia; Carnivora; Felidae
Gene: NACC2
Product: NACC family member 2
Exons: 5
Coding region: 319-2064 (581 amino acids)
Biological process (GO): regulation of transcription by RNA polymerase II
Molecular function (GO): DNA-binding transcription factor activity, RNA polymerase II-specific; protein binding; RNA polymerase II cis-regulatory region sequence-specific DNA binding
Source: RefSeq, a predicted model, not a curated record
CCCCCACCCCCGGUUGGAACACGGCUGUGCGGCUCUGAGUCCCGUGCAGCGCUGGCUGCAGGCCCAGCCAGGGUCCUGCCGUGAGGAGCUCGGGCCCCAGGACCUCCCCUGGGUGGCUCUGCUGGAGGGGGGCCGGGGCGGGGACCGCGGCGGAGGAGGGCGCAGCGGCCGAGCGCCUUUCCGCACCCUUGGCCGGCGGGCCCUGGCCGUCCGGGGAGCCUGACCCGCGUGUCCCCGCGCCCUCUCUCCCCCGCAGAUGUGCCCCGCUCGGGCGCUCCCGUGCUGAGUGUGAGGCGAGCCCUCUAGCGCCUGCCCGCCAUGUCUCAGCUGCUGCACAUCGAGAUCCCCAACUUCGGGAGCACGGUGCUCGGCUGCCUCAACGAGCAGCGCCUGCUGGGCCUCUACUGCGAUGUGUCCAUCGUGGUCAAGGGCCAGGCUUUCAAGGCCCACCGGGCCGUCCUGGCCGCCAGCAGCCUGUACUUCCGCGACCUGUUCAGCGGCAACAGUAAGAGCGCCUUCGAGCUGCCGGGCACUGUGCCUCCCGCCUGCUUCCAGCAGAUUCUGUCCUUCUGCUACACGGGCAGGCUGACCAUGGCGGCCAGCGAGCAGCUCGUGGUCAUGUACACGGCCGGCUUCCUGCAGAUCCAACACAUCGUGGAGCGCGGCACGGACCUCAUGUUCAAGGUGAGCUCGCCCCACUGCGACUCGCAGACCGCCAUGAUCGAGGACGCCAGCUCCGAGCCCCAGAGCCCCUGCAACCAGCUGCAGCCGGCCGCCCCCGCGGCCCCCCCCUACGUCGUGUCCCCCUCCGUGCCCAUCCCGCUGCUGACCCGCGUGAAGCACGAAGCCACAGAGCUGCCGCCGGCUGCCGGCCCGGGCCUGGCCCCCAAGCGCCCGCUGGAGGCGGGGCCCCGGGAUGGCGCCGCGGUGGCGGCGGGCGCGGCCCCCCUCAAGCUGCCCCGGGUCUCCUACUACGGGGUGCCCAGCCUGGCCACCCUCAUCCCCAGCAUCCAGCAGGUGCCCUACUCCCAGGGGGAGCGGACCAGUCCGGGGGCCAGCAGCCUGCCCACCACCGACAGCCCCACCUCCUACCACAACGAGGAGGACGAGGAAGACGACGAGGCCUAUGACACGAUGGCGGAGGAGCAGUACGGCCAGAUGUACAUCAAGGCCACCGGCAGCUACGCAGUGCAAGAGAAACCAGAACCCAUGCCACUGGAGAGCCGCUCCUGUGUCCUCAUCCGCCGCGACCUGGUGGCGCUGCCCGCCAGCCUCAUCAGCCAGAUCGGGUACCGCUGUCACCCCAAGCUCUACUCAGAAGGGGACCCUGGCGAGAAGCUAGAGCUGGUGGCAGGCUCUGGCGUCUACAUCACACGAGGUCAGCUGAUGAACUGCCACCUCUGCGCAGGGGUGAAGCACAAGGUCUUGCUGAGACGGCUCCUCGCCACCUUCUUUGACAGGAACACACUGGCCAACAGCUGCGGCACCGGCAUCCGAUCGUCCACUAGUGACCCAAGCCGCAAGCCUCUGGACAGCCGGGUCCUGAACGCUGUGAAGCUGUACUGCCAGAACUUCGCCCCCAGCUUCAAGGAGAGUGAGAUGAACGUGAUCGCGGCGGACAUGUGUACCAACGCCCGCCGCGUGCGCAAGCGCUGGCUGCCCAAGAUCAAGUCCAUGCUGCCCGAGGGCGUGGAGAUGUACCGCACGGUCAUGGGCUCCUCCGCCGCCGGCCCGCCCCUCGACCCCGACUUCCCGCCCGCCGCGGCGCAGGUGUUCGAGCAGCGCAUCUACGCGGAGCGGCGGGCCGACGCCGCCACCAUCGUGGCUCUGAGGACUGACGCCAUGAAUGUCGACCUGGGCGCCGCCAACAACCCCGCGUUCGAGGCCGGCGAGGAGGCGGACGGGGCGGGCUCCGUCAUCCAGGAGGUGGCCGCGCCCGAGCCGCCGCCCGCGGCCGCCCAGAGCCCCCCGCAGCCCUUCGAGCAGGGCGGCACCAGCUCCAGCCGGCCGCAGACGCCCGCGGCGGCCCGGAGACAGGAGGCGUCCUACGCAGGGACCUUGUAGAGGAGCCGCCGGCCCGCGGGACGGUUUUCCAGCUGCUUGCAUGCGUUACUAAUACAACAAAUGUGAUCAAGCCACUUACCUAUGGAACUGCUACUGUUGCCUGAAAAAAAUGUGAUUUUUAUCCUGCUUGUAUUUAAAGUUGAUGAAGGAAACACACGCAUUCGAUAUACUGUAAGGAUGAGUCCGCCGGUGACCUCGCGAGGAAGGUCCCAGGGCCCCUUUUGAUAUCUGCGAGGUUAGCCUCCAGGCUGUGGCCCCGCCCCCCGCCCCACCCCCACCCCUCGCGGGGGCGGGGACGGGGACGAGAGCCUGGGGGAGGGGAGAGGGGGGGUCUGCCUGCCCUGCCUCCCCGCCCUGCCCGCCCCCUCUGCCCAGGGGGCCUGGGGUGUGGGGCCCGCGCCCCCUGACACUGCUCACCCCCCUGGGGCCAGGGGCCAGGGCUGGGCCCCCGGGGGCCAAACUCCUCUGGUUUUCCUUCUUCCUGAGACUCGGGGGUCAGGCCUUCCGGGUCCACUGUGUGCGUGGGGUGUGGGAGCGCGUGAGGGCGUGUGUGCGUGUGCGUGUGUGUUUGAGCGUGUGCGGGGGCAGCGGGAUGGGCCGCCCACAGGAGGAGGCAGGGUUCCGGCAUCUCUGUCCUCCCACCCUGUGCCCGUGGGCUCCCCUGGUCCCCCAGCUCCUUGGUCCUUGGUGCACCGGGGCCCCACAGGCUGGGCCAGCUGCCAUGAGCGCCCGCGGCUCCCGCCCGGCCACCUGCCAUCCUGUGGGGCUCGGCCACGGCCCUGGUGCCGCCCCACAGCCCUCAGCCACGUUGGGAUUACGUUUGUCUGUUUAUUUGUUUUUGUCUUAAUUCAGAUCUAUUUCAUGUAUGGUUUGAAAAUUUUCAGACCCAAAAGAGCAAAAAAUUAGGGAGGAUUUGGUGUCCCUGCCUCCAACCCACUGUGGCCGGGGGCUGGGUCAUCUGUAUCCGGGCCCCGCCCGGCCCUGGGUCCCACCUCCCUCCUGUGCAGAGCAGGGCCGUUGCAGGGAGAAGCAGCCGGGGCAAGUGACACAGGAGGGUGCUGCGGGCCCUGCCUGGGAGGAGGCAGAGGCCAGGCCGGGCUGGAGCGGGUCCCCGUUUUGUGCUGCAAACCCUGGGGUGUGCGCCUCUGCGGCUGUGAGUGUG